AUGGGGAGAGAGGCGCGUCCCUUGCUGCACGUGUCAGAUGUGGCUGUGACGUCGCGGGUCCAGAGCGCGUGCAGCGGCUGCCCCUCACUGCUCAGUUCAGGAGUCCACAGAUGCGGACACACCGUGCUCCUCUCCGGGCCGGUCCUGAGCGCUGAUCAGCGGCUCUGGAGAGACACAUGCUGCGGUCCUGUGCCCGCUCUACAGCCGUUUAUUAGCUUUAUGCUAAUAGCGACUGGAGCGAGGAGCCAGAGGAGGCUUCCCGAGUCUGAGCAGCCUCCUUCGCAGCCAUGGCUGAAGGAGGAGAGGGAGAGGAUGAGAUCCAGUUCCUCAGGACUGUAA
This is a messenger RNA of Knipowitschia caucasica, 339 nucleotides long. NCBI's taxonomy places the organism in Eukaryota, Metazoa, Chordata, Actinopteri, Gobiiformes, Gobiidae. The record is from the annotation of a GenBank genome assembly.